This is a messenger RNA of Python bivittatus (Burmese python), 2413 nucleotides long. NCBI's taxonomy places the organism in Eukaryota, Metazoa, Chordata, Lepidosauria, Squamata, Pythonidae. The record is from RefSeq and is a predicted model, not a curated record.
AAAGCAUCGUUUGUUUUUGAAGGUACCUUACGAAACAUUGAACAAACGGUUCCGAGCCGCUCAGAAAAACAUUGAUCGAGAAACUAGCCACGUGACCAUGGUUGUAGCAGAGUUAGAGAAGACACUGAGCAGCUGUCCAGCUGUGGAUUCUGUGGUUAGUCUCCUUGACGGAGUGGUUGAAAAGCUUAGUGUUCUGAAACGAAAGGCAGUAGAGUCAAUCCAGGCCGAAGACGAAAGUGCAAAACUAUGCAAACGCAGAAUUGAGCAUCUUAAAGAACAUAGUAGCGAUCAGCCAGCUGCUGCAAAUAUGUGGAAGAAAAAACGAAUGGAUCGCAUGAUGGUGGAGCAUCUCUUGCGGUGUGGCUAUUACAAUACUGCUGUAAAACUAGCCAGGCAAAGUGGCAUUGAGGACUUGGUAAAUAUUGAGAUGUUCUUAACUGCCAAAGAAGUAGAAGAAUCCCUGGAAAGACAAGAAACGAUGACUUGUUUAGCUUGGUGUCAUGAUAACAAGUCUAGGCUCAGGAAAAUGAAGAGUUGUCUGGAGUUCAGUCUAAGGAUUCAGGAGUUCAUAGAACUUAUUCGACAGAACAAGAGACUGGAUGCUGUGAGACAUGCAAGAAAACAUUUCAGCCAGGCUGAGGGAAGUCAGCUGGAUGAAGUGCGGCAGGUGAUGGGCAUGUUGGCCUUCCCUUCUGAUACUCAUAUCUCUCCUUACAAGGAUCUUCUGGAUCCUGCUCGAUGGAGGAUGCUAAUCCAGCAGUUUAGAUAUGAUAACUACAGAUUGCAUCAACUGGGGAAUAACUCUGUCUUUACCAUAACACUCCAGGCUGGGCUUUCAGCUAUAAAAACACCACAAUGUUAUAAAGAGGAUGGCAGUUCAAAAAAUCCUGACUGCCCUGUGUGUAGCAAAUCCCUAAAUAAGCUGGCUCAGCCUCUGCCAAUGGCGCAUUGUGCCAACUCCCGACUAGUCUGCAAGAUUUCAGGAGACGUGAUGAAUGAAAAUAAUCCUCCCAUGAUGCUUCCAAAUGGAUAUGUGUAUGGAUACAAUUCUUUGCUUUCUGUUCGUCAAGAUGACAGAGUAAUUUGCCCAAGAACCAAAGAGGUCUUCAACUUCUCUCAAGCUGAGAAGGUCUACAUUAUGUAAACCCCUCUCACACGCAAUGAAGUGCCACUGGAUUUUGACACAAUUUAUUCUAGCAGUGCCCUAUAGAAAGAUCUUGAGUAUGGCAAAGAGAGCUGCGACUCUCGGGGCCGGGAGGGGGGGAAUCAGACUUGUUGGUGGCAUUUUUUCUUGCGACCAAAGAUCAGUGAGCAAAAAUAUACACUCUUAGAAAGUGAGGAAGUGUGACGAAAGAAAAAAAAAGUUGCACUCGGAGGGAACAAAUUUUGAAUGUUUGGAUUUUGUAACAAUAAUUGGAUUUUUCUCAAAUACUCAUCCAGCAGCAGCAGCUUACUCAAAUAGAUCAUUUCACAUGAGAAAAAACUUACAGUAGAUCUCAAAGGGCCACUUCUCACUUCAGUUUUCUGUAUCACCUGUUUAUACCCAUGUGUGAAAUAUUGUAUUAUUUGGAGGGACUAAAUAUGCAAAUCUGAAAUACAUGCAUCAGGGAGCUGGAGUAGGUUUCAGCUUCCCAAUGUGUGUCCAUCCUGUGUCCUCAAGGACAUGUGAGUGAGUGUGUGCAUAUGCAUUUCCCCUUCAGAUGUGGUUGUCACCAUGAGCCACACAAACCGGAAGCAUGCUUAUUGGGCCCGAGUGUGACGUGGGCCUCAAGUGCGCUUCCUUCAUCUCUGUUAGCAAACUCUUUUGUUUGGUAUCCUCUUUCACUCUGCCUUUAAAAGAUGGCCAAUGUAAUUCAUUCUGUGAAUAGAUGCUUGAUGAAUGCGAACACAAGAUUGAUCCUGGAGGAAUUCAGAGUUCCUUUGAAAAGAUAUAGAAGGGUUUAUUCUCUUCCCUAAAAACGCUACAUACUUUAAGCAUCUUAGGAAGAUUGCAUAAACGCAGAACUGGUAACAUUGCAGGCACAAUGUGCUGCUUGUGUAUCUGUCCUCCUUCCAGUUGACCGUAGUGUUAAGGACCUUUGUUUAUUAGUUACUAUGUGCAUAGGAUUCAAUAUCAAACCAUUUAGUGCUACUGCCUUAUUUCUUGCUUUGAGAAUGUAUUCACAUGAAAAUCAGCUGGUAACCUUAAGUGUUGGGAAAGUUUUGAAGAAGAUGCCUUGCAGGAUAAUUAUGUAAUUUUAGGGUAUUCAUUACAGAAAAGAUUAGUUCAAUUUUAACAGCUACAAAUCACAUCCUUAUCAUUCUCCAGACAGCCCAUUGUAGUAGGAACAAAACCAUAUGAUAGACUUUGUAUUUAGCAUUUAUUUUUGCAUGUUGAUGUUGAUUAGCUAAUAAAGACAUUGCUCAUAACCAU